Molecule: messenger RNA, 483 nt
Organism: Penicillium manginii
Lineage: Eukaryota; Fungi; Ascomycota; Eurotiomycetes; Eurotiales; Aspergillaceae
Exons: 1
Coding region: 1-483 (160 amino acids)
Source: RefSeq, a predicted model, not a curated record
AUGUUGAAGCCCCGUUCACUUCUACGAGGAGAUAUUACAUAUGAUGCUGCAAAGGACAGUGACGCUAAUAUUCUCCACGAGUUAGGCUACAGAGAUCAGAAGAUCCGAUUCUUUACCUACCUGUACCGAAAUCGGGAGCUGAUUAAGUCGCUUAUUACCAGACAUCUUGGUCUUGCGUCUCGAGAUUUGUGUCAUCUUGUGGAUGUGGAGGACUGGAUACAUGGAAGUUUCAAUGUUUGCAUUCGGGCUGAUAUCUUUGACUCGGCAGGAGCGGUCGGGAGACAAGUGAUGAUUCGAUUUCCUCUACCGUAUAGGAUUGGGGAGAAUUAUUGCCCUGGAAACGCGGAUGAGAAAGUCCGUUGUGAAGCUGGAACCUAUACAUGGUUCCUGAACUCGCGGUCUUGGCGACUGCCUCAGGCCGAAGUGUACGAACUGCGGCCAGUGGAAAAGCGUUUCCCCGAUACCGCCGACUCCUUUCUUUGA